Molecule: messenger RNA, 945 nt
Organism: Malania oleifera
Lineage: Eukaryota; Viridiplantae; Streptophyta; Magnoliopsida; Santalales; Ximeniaceae
Exons: 2
Coding region: 1-945 (314 amino acids)
Source: RefSeq, a predicted model, not a curated record
AUGGAGAACACUGUGGUCCAUCAUGAAACAGAAUCAGCAGUGCGGCUAUAUUCUGAAAAUCAACAAAGGCAAUGGGGCAGUAGUGCAAAUCUGGCUCCCACCAUGGAGGAGUACAUUUCACUGUUGCAUCUAGCCAAACUUCCGACACCUUACAAGACGUAUGUACCUACCCGAAUAUCUAUCGUCAAGGAACUUUUUAAAGUCACCAGGGUUAGGGUUCAGAAACUGGGAGACUCAAAAGUCACCUGGGAACACUUGAAAGAGUUGAUAAAAAAUGAAGAGGGGGAACAGGCCCAUCUGUAUUUGUUAGCACUAGCCAUCCACGAUCUGAUUAUAUUUCCAAAGGAACUAGGGACCAUUGACCAUGCAACCAUUGACUUCGUGGCACAGGUGAAGGAAGGGGCUAACCCGGUCCAUGGAAUUCUGGCAGAAACGUUCUGGUCUCUCAACAAAUUUUGGACCAAGAGGCACGCUAGGUUGACUUGCAGUGUGCCAUUGUUGUAUGUCUGGAUAAUGAGUCACUUGCCAUGUAUUCAAGGGAACUUUCGUGCUUCCUUCUCAACAGUCAAGAUCCCUUUGGCAGAGUUUGAGGUAGCUCGGUGGGAAGAGCACGCUAGCAAGACUGAAUGGAAGGACAAGCUGCAACAUUUGGAUAACAAGGGGAUCAUAUGGCGAGCACCGUGGAUGGACCAAUCGAAAGUGGUAUACAUAUGUGGAAACCUACCUUGCGUCCCACUACUAGGCCCCUGGGGAGGAAUAUCCUAUGCACCCCUCAUGUUUAGAAUACAUGUGGGUACAAUGCAGUUCAUACCCAUGACCCACGGGUUGACAAAUACUCAAUUCGCAUAUGAGGCCGAUGAUAGCCAAAAGAAGGUUCGAGAGUUUGUUGUAUGGUGGAGGCAUGUGCACGUGGUAGAAUCCAGUAAUCAGAACUCUGGAGCCUAG